Messenger RNA from Myotis davidii, 3278 nucleotides. RefSeq names its product bromo adjacent homology domain containing 1 (gene BAHD1). Bases 38 to 2407 code for a protein of 789 amino acids. The record is from RefSeq and is a predicted model, not a curated record. Gene Ontology annotation, molecular function: chromatin binding. Lineage: Eukaryota; Metazoa; Chordata; Mammalia; Chiroptera; Vespertilionidae. The transcript has 7 exons.
AUUGCCUUCCUUCUCUCCUGCAGAUUGGAGGUACUUCAUGACACACACUCGGAGGAAGUCCCUUCCCAUGCUGAAUUCGGGCCCCAUUGGCCGCCGGGAGCCCCUGCAAAUGGAAGGCAGCAAUAUGGAGCAGGGGGCGGAGGGUAUGGACCCAGGCAUGCCUGAGAGCCCAGGGCACCUCGCAGGGCGCCGCAAGAAUUACCCACUGCGUAAGCGUCCCUUGGUUCCUGAGAAGCCCAAGGCCUGCAAAGUGCUGCUGACUCGCCUAGAAAAUGUGGCUGAUCCACGGAGUGCAGAUGAGGCUGAUGAGCUGCCCCCUGACCUUCCCAAACCCCCCAGCCCGGAUCCAUCCAGUGAGGACACUGGCCUCACCCAGCCCCGCAAGCGGCGCCUGGCCUCCCUCAAUGCCGAGGCCCUGAAUAACCUGCUGCUGGAGCGGGAGGACACCAGCAGCCUGGCGGGCAGCCGCCGCAGUCGAGGCGGAGACCACCACCACAGUCGGGACCGGGACCGGGACAGGGCCACUGGAGGCUGGUCUUCCUCCAAGAAGCGGCCACGACUGGAGGACCGCGGAGGAGAAGGUCGGGAUCUGUCCCCAGAGCCAGCACCGGAUGAAGGUGCCCGCCGAGAUGGUGACCUAGCUCCCAAGAGACUGGCCAGCCUGAAUGCAGCUGCCUUCCUAAAGCUGAGCCAGGAGCGGGAGCUACCCCUGCGGCCACCUCGUGCCCACACAGAAGCAGACAGGCGCUCCACUGAGCCACCAGCACUGAAGGCUCUGAGGCCAAAGUGGGCCAAAGUCAAUGGCAAGAACUAUCCCAAGGCCCAGCAGGGGGUUGGCUCUGGGGAGGCUGCAAGCCCACCCAGCUGGCAAGGGUGCCCUGAGGAGCCAUGGUUAUCUGCAACCCCUCAUGGACCAUCCAGCCAGCUACCUUACCAGCCCCUGAGCAAGGCUCUGGAGAGCCCCUUAGGGCUGCGCCCCCACUUGCCCCUGCUGAUGGGUGGACAGGCAGCCCUGAAGCCAGAGCCUGGGCGCCCAGGAGAGGAGUCACCUGCCCCCAAGCAGGAACUGCACCAGCCCUCUUUCCGUACACCCCAGCUGUCCCUCCUGCCUAUGCCUGGCAACCCCGCCGACUACAGUGGGCUGUGUGGUCGGCCUGAGCUCACUGCGCUAGGCAGCUUCUACCUGUAUUGCAGCCAAGAUGGGCUGCAGUGUGGGGGCUACUCCCCAUGCCCCAUGCUCCCCGAGGGCAAGCUGUCCCCUGUGGCUGCACCUACCGAGGGGCCCCUUGUGGCCCCGAGCUCAGUGCCUGCAGGCACCCCUUUCCUGCAUCCUCCCUGGGGCUCUCACUACUGUUCCAGUGAGGAUGCUGAAGUGAAUGGCUAUAGCAUCUGUGAAAUGUUGCCCCCUUCUCUUACCCACAUUGGCACUACCUGUGGCGGCUGUUCCUACAAAAUGCCUUUUGCAGCAGAAGGCUGCAGGUCCCUGGGCCAGCUGGAAUUUCCUCUUCCAGAAGCUGGCCACCCAGCCUCACCUGCCCACCCCCUCCUGGGAUGCCCUGUGCCCAGCGUGCCACCUGCAGCAGAGCCCGUCCCUCAUCUUCAGACACCCACCUCAGAGCCUCAGACAGUAGCCCGUGCAUGCCCUCAAAGCGCCAAGCCUCCUAGUGGCUCCAAGUCAGGUUUACGCACAGGCUCCAGCUGUAGGCACACUGUGAGGAGCAAGGCUGCCCGCAGGCCCAGCCACCCCAAGCAACCACGUGUCCAGCGCCCACGCCCACGCCGCCAUCGCCGCCGCCGCACUAACGGCUGGGUACCUGUUGGAGCUGCCUGUGAGAAGGCGGUCUAUGUUUUGGUGAGUACCACCUCUUACCUGCUCCCCUGUCCUGUACUGAUCCUGCACUGUGCACCUCGGGGAGCGGUGGAGCGACAUGGAGAGACCAUUCGCGUCCGGGAUACUGUCCUCCUCAAGUCAGGCCCACGAAAGACGUCUACACCUUACGUGGCCAAGAUCUCUGCCCUCUGGGAGAAUCCUGAAUCAGGAGAGCUGAUGAUGAGCCUCCUGUGGUAUUACAGACCAGAGCACUUACAGGGAGGCCGCAGUCCCAGCAUGCACGAGCCUUUGCAGAAUGAAGUCUUUGCAUCGAGACAUCAGGACCAGAACAGUGUGGCAUGCAUCGAGGAAAAGUGCUAUGUGCUGACCUUUGCAGAGUACUGCAGAUUCUGUGCCAUGGCCAAGCGCAGAGGCGAGGGUCUACCCAGCCGAAAGACAGCACUGGUGCCCCCCUCUGCAGACUACUCCACUCCGCCACACCGCACAGUACCCGAGGACACGGACCCUGAGCUGGUGUUUCUUUGCCGCCACGUCUAUGACUUCCGCCAUGGCCGCAUCCUCAAAAACCCCCAGUAGCCUCCUCCUGCCCAUGGGCAAGUGGGGCUCGGGCGAGGGGGCAUUGCUUGAAGCACAGCACUUGGUUAAGGGGCCACAGGGACCCGAGGUUGCUGGCCUGUGGUUCUCUUGGGGGGAGGGCAAGGGCCCCUGUGGGUUCCGGGUCUUAUGGGAGGGAAGGGAUAUAAGAAAAGCAUCAGAGCCCACAGCUUGGUCCAGCUACCUCUCUGUGGUCCCUGGGCAGAGACUCCUGAAGAAGGCAGUCUUCCCUGAGCCUGGGCCAGGCUUGAGGGGCAUGGGACCCUGGGGGGAGGAGGAAGUCCUUCAGGAACCAGGCCCAACAGGCCAUUCUUUAUCCUCCUCUGGGCCCUUCAAGGGAUAGUGGGAGCCAGCUUUACCUCACCCACUGUGACCUGCUGCUUCCCCAUCAGCCUGGGACCAGCCUCUUUCAGAUUCUAGUACUGCUCCCAGCUCAUUCCUUUGAGGCAUAGAGAGCCAGAGUCUGGCUUCCAGAGCAUUGACUUCCUCUUCCUGGAUUCAGGGCCUUUCCCUGGCUUUCCUCCUUUGCCCCUGCAAUAGCCCCUGGUGCUGGGACAAGUUACCUGGCCCUCAGAGUCAUGGGUGUCAGCUUCCUGUUUGCCACCCAGCAGGUCUGGCUUCCCUGAAGUUAACUGAUCAACAUGGGGUUUUUCAUGUCUGGGAGGGCAAAAGGGAGCUAGGAGGGGGUGGGGGAUAGGGGGCAAGGAAAAUUGCUACCUGAUUUAUUGAAGACUUUUCCUCAUGCCUUACACUUGGAGGUUCUAGGAAACCUCUUGCAGAACUUCACACAUGACUCUUCAAGCUACACCCACCUGAAAUCAAACCUGCCUUUAUUACAAUAUGUUGUCAUGAG